Molecule: messenger RNA, 594 nt
Organism: Lottia gigantea (owl limpet)
Lineage: Eukaryota; Metazoa; Mollusca; Gastropoda; Lottiidae
Exons: 6
Coding region: 1-594 (197 amino acids)
Biological process (GO): neuromuscular synaptic transmission
Source: RefSeq, a predicted model, not a curated record
AUGGAGGAAAAUGAAGAAACUGAUGAUGAGACAAAACGAGAUGAAAGGGAGAAAGAAAGAACAUUACAGAAGAAGAUUAACGAAUUACAAACACAGCUACAACGAUUAGAAAGACGAUUAUCUACUAUAAGAACAGAAAAUGAAACACUUAAGCAGAAACACGAUGAACAAAAACCACUGGAAGAAAAGAUUAAAGCAUUAAAGAAAAGAAAUGCAGAAUUAGCAUCCAUUGCUAGACGGUUGGAAGAGAAGGCAAAGAGUUUACAGCAGGAAAAUAUUAAGAAAUCGAAAGAAGAUAGUAGUAAAGAUGGAGAACACGUUAAGAAAAUGUUUGCUCGACAACGAGCGAAGGAUUUGGCUGAACAUGCUAAAUCUAUGUUGGCUAAAGACAGAGAAUUGGAAAAUUUACGGAGAAAAUGUCAUGAACUGGCUGACCAAAUUAGUAAUGGUGAAUAUGGUACUCCUCAAAAUGUGGAAGUUUAUGAAGAAAAAGAGGAGUUGGUUAAUAUUAUCAAACAGGCAGCAAAAGAAAGAUUACAGAUGGAAAAACAAAUGGUUAAAUUACGUCCAGGAGCUCAGCAAAUUGCUUGGUGA